CAAACUAAACUAGGCACAGAUGAGCCAAUAGAUCGAUCUAUACUUUGGAAGGAGGCAAGGAAAGAUGCAUCAGGAAAUUAUGUAAAUGAACGUGACAAGCUUAUAGGAGAUGCCAUUGAUGACCUUCUAGAUAAGAGAAAUGAGGGGACACUUGUAGAAGUUGGGACAAACGAUAUAUUGACACAAGUGUUAGGAACAAAGGAGCAUCCUGGUAGAGUAAGAGGCCAAAGUCGUGGAGUUACACAAAGAGACUACUUUUUGAAGCCAGCAGGAGGUUUUAGUGGACUUCAACAAUAUCAAUUUCAAUUUCAGCAACACCAAUCGCAAAAAUACUUAGAUGACUUUAAAAAGUUAGAGCAAUCCUUUGAGCAAAGACUACGUAGUCAAGCUGAACAAUUUGAAGUAGAACGAAAACGAGAAAGAGAAGAACGAGAACAAGAACGAGAGUUAUUUUGGACAAAGUUUACAGAAUUAGCAAACCAAAUUUCAUCAUUAAAAGGAAGUGAAGUGAGUUUGCCUACGAUAGUUUCACGAACAAGUGAGACCCCUACGCCAAUAGAGGUGGUAAAUGAGUCUUUAGUUUCUUCAAAUGUAUUUUAUUCUUCACCUAUUCAUAUUAUUAUUUUAGAAAAUAUCUAUUAUAACAUAAAUAUUAUUUUGUCCUCGUCUUGAGCUUGUAGGAUAAUCAUAAGUCUAGAUUAUUGACAGAAAAUGGUGAUACUGUUGCUAUUGGACGAAUAAUGGCAACAAGCAGAAAAAUUCAUUGUGUUGACUUAAGAAAGGGUAACUAUCGUGUGCAAGUGGAUGAGUGCUGCAAUGAUGAGGCUAAACUUAUUUUUCCUAUUGGAGAUGAGAUUUAUUUAGUACGUCAUGCUGUCGGCCACUAUGUUGAGUGGCCAUCUCAUCUGAUCAUUCCUUACGAUUCAGAUUUGCUACCUAAGAAGACAAAGAAGCAAAAAAAGAAUGGUUCACCAAUACCUAAUGCCCCAAUGACACAAGAGAAGUCUCAUCCUUCCCAAAAAAUUCCUAGUCAAAAUGAAGUAGUGUCAAUUAAAGCUAGUGCCCCGAUACUCUUCAAUAUUCCUAGUGGGGUUCCUCGCUUUCUCAAGUGUCUAUUAACUACCGUGAAGUAUGUGGAGCCAAGUUUCAUGAUCAAAAUUACGAUGGAUUUUGAGAUAUUCGACCAUGAGAAUGAUUUAUAUAUCUCACAAGAAGAAAUAGUUCAUGUUGGCUUAAUGGAAGAGAUUGGAGCAUCAUGUGUAUCGUUAUAUAUCAGGAUUUUAUACUUCCAAUUAGUGAAAAGAGAGAUCAGUCACUUUUUUCGUUUUGUUGAGCCAAUUUGGUUAUCAAAUGUUGGAUCCACUGAAGAAGAACGAGUUGAAUGGGUAUCAAAGCGUAUGCUUGAUUCAAAUCCGGCUCAGAUGUGGUUGUUGCCAUAUCAUAAGGGGUAA
Messenger RNA from Humulus lupulus (European hop), 1451 nucleotides. RefSeq lists its product as uncharacterized. The record is from RefSeq and is a predicted model, not a curated record. The transcript is spliced from 4 exons. Bases 741 to 1451 code for a protein of 236 amino acids. NCBI's taxonomy places the organism in Eukaryota, Viridiplantae, Streptophyta, Magnoliopsida, Rosales, Cannabaceae.